UUUCUUAAACAAAUUUGUAUAUCUCAUGUGGUAUUCAAAGGAAUACGAUCCUAUUCAAGCAGGAUCUAUUGACGGCAAUGGCGAUGUGCCUCAUGAUAAUGCUAUUAAAAGAGCCAUGAAUAUGCACUAUAAACCACCUCAGCAUUUAAAGACCGAUGCAAACUGUACACUGUUUAUAGGUAGAUUAAGCUUUGAUACAGUCGAGUCUACACUACAGGACUAUUUUAGUCGAUUUGGUGAUAUUGUGAAUGUAUCGAUUAUAAGAAACAAUGUCACUGGUUUAUCUGAAGGAUACGGAUUUGUUACGUUUAGAUCAGAAUCGGAUACACGCCAAGCCUACCGUCAAGCAAAUCGCGCGCGAAUUGAUGAUCAUACGAUUCUUGUUGACUAUGAACGUAGCAGACUCAUGAAACACUGGGUACCACGAAGACUAGGCGGUGGAUACGGUGGUAGAAAAGAAAGCGGGCAGCUUCGAUUUGGAGGUAGAGAUCGACCCUUUCGUGAAGCUGGGAACGUACCAUCGGAUUAUAAACGAUCAGAUCAUUGGAAAUAUCCAUAUCGCCAUCGUGCAAAAGAUCGUUCAAGAGACCAAUGAGAUGAACAAAAACUUCACCAAUACCCGUAUCAAAAGACCCUAGUCUGCGAAAAAAUAAAAUAAAAAGGAAUACACACUCUGCCUCUCUUUUUUCUUGUG
Molecule: messenger RNA, 694 nt
Organism: Rhizopus microsporus ATCC 52813
Lineage: Eukaryota; Fungi; Mucoromycota; Mucoromycetes; Mucorales; Rhizopodaceae
Product: small nuclear ribonucleoprotein 35
Exons: 3
Coding region: 26-595 (189 amino acids)
Biological process (GO): mRNA splicing, via spliceosome
Cellular component (GO): U12-type spliceosomal complex; precatalytic spliceosome
Molecular function (GO): snRNA binding; mRNA binding
Source: RefSeq, a predicted model, not a curated record